This is a messenger RNA of Schistocerca nitens (vagrant locust), 1026 nucleotides long. RefSeq names its product odorant receptor 85c-like. Gene Ontology annotation, molecular function: odorant binding; olfactory receptor activity. The transcript has 6 exons. Bases 30 to 974 code for a protein of 314 amino acids. NCBI's taxonomy places the organism in Eukaryota, Metazoa, Arthropoda, Insecta, Orthoptera, Acrididae. Gene Ontology annotation, biological process: detection of chemical stimulus involved in sensory perception of smell; sensory perception of smell. Gene Ontology annotation, cellular component: plasma membrane. The record is from RefSeq and is a predicted model, not a curated record.
AAUCCAGCGAGAAUAAACGGAGACGUUACAUGCAGAUCUCAGAGCGCAUGUACCGCUACUUCCAGGCAAUGGCGAUACCUGCGGUGACAUGCUGGGUGUGUGUUCCUCUCGUCUCCAGCGUCAUGACGUCGGCCGACAAGAAAUCAACUGAACAACGCCGACAGUUCCCCUUGCCCGCCUGGGUUCCAACAAGUUUCGAUGCGUCACCUACGUACGAGAUACUUUACGCCAUUCAGUCGGCAUUCGCCAUGAUCACAGCAGAGUCUACAGUCUGCACGGACAUUUUCUUUUUCCACCUCAUGCUGAUGGUUGCGGCAGAGCUGGAAAUUUUAAAUGACUGCAUAGCUGCCAUGCAAGAAAGCCGAUCGAAAACUGAGGGCUCCAAAGACAAACAAGACAGCAUAAAACGCCAAACUUAUACUGAAAUAUCAGAUUUUUAUGGCAGUAGAUGCCCUCAAACGAAUCUGAAGAUACUACCAGAAGAUAAAUCGUUGUUGUAUCUUGAAUUAAGAAAGAAUGCUCGACACCAUCAAUCAGUUCUCCGGUGCGUUUCUCUCCUGCAAUCAGCAAUGAGUGUGUCCAUUUUCAUCCUCCUGUCCAUUAACAUGGCCAAUUUAUGUUUCAUUAUGUUUGUCACUGUGGAACUUUUGCAGAGCGAAGGAAAUAUGUCUAAACCACUGAAGACUAUAUUCGUGAUGCCUGCUCUUCUAUACCAGACUUGGAUGUAUUGCAUUUUUGGCCAGAUCAUAACUGAUCAGAAUGAGAAGUUGGUGGACUCGGCCUUUGGAUGCGGAUGGACCGACACUGACUCUCGUUUCAAACGGAGUUUGGCGAUCGUCAUGAUGGCGGCUACACGACCUCUCAAGAUCAGAAUAGGCAAGACGUGUGACCUAUCCAGGGCACUUCUGCUUCAGGUUCUGAACGGAACGUAUGGGCUGCUGAAUAUGCUGUGCAAUUUUAAUACACCAGUCUAAGCAUGAACAAAACUUAAAGAAACACAUUUUUCCUGAUUACCUACUCACAACU